Messenger RNA from Patiria miniata (bat star), 1742 nucleotides. RefSeq lists its product as uncharacterized. NCBI's taxonomy places the organism in Eukaryota, Metazoa, Echinodermata, Asteroidea, Valvatida, Asterinidae. The coding region runs from base 1 to 834 and encodes 277 amino acids. The transcript is spliced from 3 exons. The record is from RefSeq and is a predicted model, not a curated record.
AUGAUCACCGAGGAUGGUCAAUCCACCAGUAUAGGAUCGGAUGUCCAAUCCUCCAGUAUAGGAUCGGAUGUCCAAUCCUCCAGUAUAGGAUCGGAUGACCAAUCCACCAGUAUAGGAUCAGAUAGCCAAUCCACCAGUAUAGGAUCGGAUGACCAAUCCACCAGUAUAGGAUCGCCCACCAGUCAUACCCCUCCGCGCCCGGGCGACAGUAGUGGUUUUUUCCAUGCAACCACCAUUGCCCUGGCAUGUGUCUUAUCCAUCGUGCUUUUUCUGGUGAUCUUUGGGGCCGGGGUGUGGUAUCUUAGACGAAGGGGAAAACUGCCGGCUUUCAUGACGAAAAAUCGGAGCCCCAAUGAGCCUUCUACCGAGUUGGAAGUACAGGCUGCCAAAAGAGCACCGAUACCAACUCCACCAGCACUGGGCAGUGCUGAAUAUUCCUUCGCAUACGGGCAGAGGCCAGACACCGGGGGAGCCAAUGCAAUGAACAAAGACAAUGAUGAAUAUCAUUAUUACUCCAGCCUAGACAAAGAUGGCGUAGGAGAAAAGAGCGCCCGCCACGUGAAAGACGGGCUAGGCUCGGUUAAAGUUCCAAGUAGGGAGGCUCCGAGCGACCACGACUAUUUUGCGCUGGUAAAGGCAGACAAAGAUGAGGACGCAAACGUGCAAGAUGGCGGACAUAAUGAAGUUGUCUCGUCACCAGAGGAUGACGACGACCACACUUAUUUCCCGUUGCAGAAAACGCCUGAGCGCCCGUCUGGGAACGCGAACUCUGGUUACGAGGUUCCGAAGCCAGCUCCCACUAGUGGCAGCGAGGCUGAAGAGGCCUCGCUUUAAAACAGCAACUGUACAUAAUUUGAAAAGGGUAUACGAACAGAAGCUAUUUGAAUAGUCCUUUAGUGCGUGGUUGAGGUGUUGUCACUUCUGUUUUUCGGAAUGAUUGCUUUACAUGCUGUAAAUGCUGCACAUCGAGCGUAGGAGUCUGCAACUGGUGUGUAGAGGAAGGAACUGCAGUACCACUCGUUCGUAUAACCAUUAGGUGAGCCCAUAGUAAAGUUGGUCUCAGACGCAAGAGGUGUCGGUGUUAAACUUUGGGCCAAGGUGAAGAUUAGGCAAAUCUAAUUCACAAGUGACAUCUCCACAUGCCAAAAUAAAAAAAAUUGGGAAACUCUUCAAUGCCAACUGAGUCAGUAGGUCAGUCAGUGGAAUAAGAUGCAAAGGGAACUGUACGCUGUAUAUAUAGGCUGGCCCUCUGGGACCAGCAAAACUCAGAAAGAUAAAAACUGUGGCAGUUUUUGUUAAAAGUACCAAUUACCAUGUCCAGAGUUACACAUACCAUUUGUAACAGAUGUUACCCUCUGAUGGUAAACUCUAAAUGCGAAAGUUCUUUCUGUAUUGGGAACAAUCACUGUGCUACUUAUACUGGGUAAAUCUGAAAUUGAGUGAAACUUAUACACUGGGUAAAACUGACAUUGGGUAAAAUUGACAUUGGGUAAACUGACAUUGGGUAAAACUUACACUGGGUAAAAGUGACAUUGGGUAAAACUUUUACAGCGGGUACAACUUACGCUGGGUAAAACUUAGACACUGGGUAAAACUUACACAUUGGGUACAACUACGGUGAAACACAGUGGGCUAAAAUGUUUGUCAACACUGAACUGAUACUGUAAAUAUGACGAGAUAAUUGUGAAAAAUCUGUUCAAGUUCCAAUAAAAUGAAGAAUUAACAAGUGAGAGUAAAAAGAA